UCACUUGUUGUGAUACGUCAUCUUGUUGUUCAGUGGACGAUUGUGACGAAUCGGUCCGAAGAAUUUGUUUAAUUGCGUCAUAAUAGUCUGCCUGAGGUGAACUGACAGCUGAGAUAAAAAUUGGUUUGUGAGAAAAACGCUGCGUUUUAUAAGUAGGGUGCCUAUGUUAUAAACAUAAGGAAACAAGAUUUAGAUGAGCAAAGUUAACAUGCCGGAAAACCUACAAACCACGAGUCGUGACGUUGACGUAGCUGAUGAUGUAAUAUUGGAUCCUAACUGCGACCCUGACAACCCAGUUGUCGUUGAUUACGACAGAGUGGUGGACGCGAAACAAUGUAUUGGGAGGGGGGUUGUGAGGACGCCAUGCACGUGGUCGCGAAUGUCCCAUAAUCUGGGCAUCGAUAUCUUUUUCAAGAAGGAAUUCAUGCAGUUCACCGGAAGUUUCAAGGACCGAGGUGCUUUAUAUUCGUUACUAAAGCUAAGUGAUGAACAACGUCGUGGUGGAGUAGUUACAACAUCAGCUGGUAACCAUGCACAAGCAUUGGCCUACCAGGGGAGGAAGCUGAACAUACCGGUCACCGUGGUAAUGCCGAUGCAAGCUCCAUUGGUGAAGGUAAACAGUUGUAAAGAUUUACAAGCCACCGUCAUUCUACAUGGACAACGAUUCGACGAAGCGAAGUCGUACGCGAUGGCUUACGGAAAGAAACACAACUUGUUGUAUAUUAACGGCUACGAUCACCCCGAUAUAUUGGCCGGUCAAGGGACCAUCGGGUUGGAAAUCUUAGAAGACGUUCCUGACGUUGAUUGUAUUGUGGUCCCCAUUGGUGGGGGAGGGCUGGUGGCUGGGAUCGCUGCAGCCGCCAAACAUAUCAGACCGGAGAUUAAAAUUAUUGGUGUUGAGUCGCAGAAAUGUCCAUCGUGGACGUCAGCUGUUAACAACGGGAAGCCCCUUCCAUGCCCAAUAUCAAAGCAAGGAGCGAAGGAUUCUAUAACGGAUGGUUUGAGUGUUAUUGAGGUUGGCGUGAAUUCUUACGCCACCGCCCAUCCACUGAUGGAUAAGAUGGUUACUGUUAGCGAGGAUUACGUUUGUACGGCCAUCCUUCAACUUAUGGAGUUCGAAAAGUCGGUGGUGGAAGGAGCUGGGGCGGCGGGGUUCGCUGCUAUUAUUGCGGGGUUGUUACCCGAGUUGCAUGGACUCAAGGUUGUGACCGUGUUAUGUGGAGGAAACAUCGAUAUCACUACGUUGGGUCGAGUGAUUGAUCGCGCCCUCAUGAUGCAGGGAAGGCUGUGUAGAUUCAACUGCAUCAUAAGUGAUAGGGCUGGAGGGCUUGCUGAGAUAUUGGGGAUUGUUGCUGAUGGUGGGGCGAGUAUCAAAGACAUCAUGCACGACCGCAUGUCUCUCCCAUCGUUCGUUUACAAGACAUCCGUUCGAUUGACAGUUGAGACACGUGACAAGAACCAUGCGCGAAGUUUGAGGGAAAAAUUGGAAGAACAUUACGGGAGCGACCUAAACUGGAAAGCAGAAUAAAAAUGGAAAACUUUAAAUAAAAAAACAAUCUCAUUCAAUAGUUUACCACGGUGAAGCUCAAGUACAUCAAAUAUAUAUAUAGUACUGUGGGGUAAGAUGGCACUUAAUAUCCCAUAUUUCCCAAUCGUGUUUUUAACAAUCAACAUUGUUUAGAGUCAUGAGGAUACUGUUAUACAAUUCUGUAAAUAUUCUUAGUUUACUACCGAAUGGGACGAUAAAAAAGCACCACGUCCCAUCUUACCUCACCCAGCAGUGCUAGAUGUUUUGCACACAUAUAUAUACACCAUGCUUUAAAGUUGUUUUAUAUUCGUACAUUACAUCGUGACCUUUAUUUCACUGAAGACAUUAGUUACGGAUCGUGUUUUGCAUUUUGUGCCGCGCUUAUAACUUUGUUCAAAUCAUUUCUUUCUGUAACGUCUUGUGAAGAUAAAACGAUGAAAUAUUUUACAAAUGUAUUUACGUUGUACUAUAUUA
Molecule: messenger RNA, 2002 nt
Organism: Ciona intestinalis (vase tunicate)
Lineage: Eukaryota; Metazoa; Chordata; Ascidiacea; Phlebobranchia; Cionidae
Source: RefSeq, a predicted model, not a curated record